Microtus ochrogaster (prairie vole) is the source of this 1958-nucleotide messenger RNA. RefSeq names its product pyridine nucleotide-disulphide oxidoreductase domain 1 (gene Pyroxd1). The transcript is spliced from 11 exons. The coding region runs from base 67 to 1740 and encodes 557 amino acids. NCBI's taxonomy places the organism in Eukaryota, Metazoa, Chordata, Mammalia, Rodentia, Cricetidae. The record is from RefSeq and is a predicted model, not a curated record. Gene Ontology annotation, molecular function: oxidoreductase activity.
CGGGUGGACGAAGACUCGCAGGUCACAGGUCGCCGGUACCCAGUCGGUCGCCAACCGCCCGGGAACAUGGAGGCCGCGCGAUCGGUGGGGCCGUUGGUGGUGGUGGGAGGCGGCAUUGCCGGCGUCACGUGUGCCGAGCAGCUGGCUGUUACCUUUCCUGAAGAAGACAUUCUCCUGGUAACAGCCUCUCCUGUUAUCAAAGCAGUUACAAACUUCAAGCAGGUCUCUAAAGUAUUGGAAGAAUUUGAUGUUGAAGAACAGCCAAGUACCGUGUUGGAAAAUCGCUUUCCCAACAUUAAGGUCAUAGAGUCGGGAGUAAGACAGCUGAAGAGUGAAGAACAUUGUAUCGUCACAGAAGACGGCCGUCAGCAUGUAUAUAAGAAACUCUGUCUGUGUGCUGGAGCUAAGCCAAAGUUGAUCUGUGAGGGAAAUCCAUACGUGUUAGGAAUCCGUGAUACUGACAGUGCUCAGGAAUUUCAGAAACAGCUUAGAAAAGCCAAGAGGAUAAUGAUCGUCGGGAAUGGUGGCAUUGCACUUGAGCUGGUGUAUGAAAUUGAAGGCUGUGAAGUGAUUUGGGCCAUAAAGGAUAAAGCCAUUGGGAAUACUUUCUUUGACGCAGGUGCAGCAGAGUUUUUGAUUUCAAAGCUCAUGUCUGAAAAAUCAGAGGCUAAAAUUGCUCAUAGAAGAACCAUAUACACCGUUGAAGGUAAGUGCAAUAUCUGGCUUGUUUCAUUCAUGGAUGAAACUAAGAGGCGUGCUGGCCACACCACAGUGAAAACCUGUAGAAUUUCGUGGGUUUCCAGAUUGCCUCUCAACUUGCCACAUCAUGCUUGGCCUUUCAAGUGCUGGGUGGAUUCUGCUCACCUUUGCACACAGACUCUGAGAGGCGUAUUUGGGGGCAUCAGCAUGCUGUACUUAUACUACGAUAUCCAUGUCUCAGCAGGCACUGUCUGGAUUGUGCUGACCAAUAUUCAUUUUGUCCAGUUUUCACACAGUAUUCACAUUGAAACCAAAUGUGAAGUCAAGAAAAUCUACCUUCAAGAAGAGUUUAAGAUUAUGAAGAAAAAGCCCUUGACUUUUCCAAAGGAUCAGCAUAAGUCAGUUACAGUUGAUAAAGAAGUGUGGCCUGUGUAUGUGGAACUAACCAAUGGGAAGAUCUACGGCUGUGAUUUCCUUGUCAGUGCUACAGGAGUCACGCCAAAUGUACACCCUUUCCUCCACGGAAACAAUUUUGAUCUAGGAGAAGAUGGCGGCCUGAAAGUGGAUGACCAGAUGCGCACAUCACUUCCUGACAUCUAUGCUGCUGGAGACAUCUGUACUGCAUGCUGGCAGCCGAGCCCAGUCUGGCAGCAGAUGAGACUAUGGACCCAGGCACGGCAGAUGGGCUGGUAUGCAGCCAAGUGCAUGGCUGCAGCUGGUUUGGGACAGUCUAGCGACAUGGAUUUCAGCUUUGAACUGUUUGCUCAUGUCACAAAAUUCUUUAACUAUAAGGUUGUGCUGCUGGGAAAAUACAAUGCACAAGGCCUAGGCCCAGAUCAUGAGUUAAUGCUGCGGUGCACCAGAGGACAAGAGUAUGUCAAAGUCGUCAUGCAGAAUGGACGCAUGAUGGGAGCUGUCUUAAUUGGUGAAACUGAUUUAGAGGAAACAUUUGAAAAUUUAAUUUUAAACCAGAUGGACCUUUCAUCAUACGGAGAGGAUCUCCUAGAUCCAGAUAUCGACAUAGAGGAUUAUUUUGAUUGACAUUAGAAUUUCUUCAGGAAUAGUAAGUUCAAAAUAAGGAGAAAAGAAACAAAUUGGAAAAACUAACGCCUGCACCAAGUGAAUGGCUCCACAAAUCAAGAAUGCAGAAGCUAGAUUCCUGGUUGGAAGGAGUCACGAACUUUCACAGUGAACUCAGUUUAAUGACUAAUUAGCAGGUGAACAUUCCUGAUACAGAAUUGACAAUAAACCUUGAUUCA